AUGGUGAGCUUGAGGAAGAGAUUGGCAGAAGCAUCAACAGAGUCAAAUGAGGACGUGUCAGAGGAGACAGAGGACCUGGAACCUCUGGAACCAGACGACAGUGGUACCUUCCAACAAGUCACAAACCUCCUCAACAUCAUGGCCAGCGAGUCAACCAAAACGGACGCUGCCGGGGCAGGUCCUGACAUGCGGAAGAUGCUGGCCUCAGUGAUCAUCAGGGAGAGGGCCGCCACUGAGCCCUCUGUGGUGAUGGGCGCUCUCACCCGCUGCCUGCAGGUACCAGAGAUUUCCACUCAGGGCAAAGUCAACAUCUACAGCGUCCUGCAGGAGGUUCCCCAGCAGCAGGGGGAGCUGGAGGAGUGCUGCGUCCAGAGGCUGGUCACCAUCGCCUCCAAGGAGAUGAGGGAGAUGCUGCAGGUGGAGGGUUACGUGAGGGCAGAGGCGGCCAGCGACACCUUGGUGGCCCUGUCCCGAAACCACUUCAGCCUGGUUGUUUAUGAGCUACAGCACCACCUCAGACCCCUAAACCUCGCCGAAGAAUUUGUCAUCGUCACCCUGGCGAAGCUGGCCAAUGGCAAUGUGUUGGAGUUCAUGCCAUACGUGGGCAUCACCCUGGCUACCAUAUUCACCAUGCUGAGGCUCGCCAAUGAAGCCAAGAUGCGCCAGGUGACCUGCAGUGCCAUGGAGACCUUCUGCAAGACCAUGCAGUUUCACCUGAGGCACCUAGAGGACAGUGUGUACCCCGUGAUGACUGAGGAGCAGUUUGCUGUGUAUCGCUAUUUUGUGACCGUGUGGCUUAGGGACAACAACCCCGAGGUGAAGCUGGGGCUCACCAAGUCCCUGAAGCCUAUGCUGAACCUCAUCCUGCCCAGCGACAACGUGCGUGAGCAGGUGUACGACUACAUCGCCCUGUUGCUGGCAGAGUACCAGGCCCACCUGGAGGCACUCUUCAUCACACAGGUCUUGAGGCAGAUCCUGGAAAUGUCAGUGACCACUAACACCAGUGUCCCCCAAAUGCAGCUGCACACCAUCUUCACGGAACUGCAUGUCCAGGUGAGCUCCAAGGCCCCCGCCCAGCGGCAGUACAGCAGCCAGAGCCUGACGGAGGUCGUGCACUGCUUCAUAGCCCUUGCCCGCUCCUACCCCAAGGAGCUGAUGAAGUUCUUCCUCAGCCAGAUGGAGGUGAGCAAGGAGGCCAUCUGCGUGGGGACCCUGACCCUGAUUAGGGCAGCGGUGAGCGCACAUGAUUCUUUGGUGCCUGAACACCUGCCACCUUCUACCCCAACCUCAUUUCCGUCUGGACCCUCGGCGGACAUGGGUGUGAUUCUGUGCUUUGGCCUGUGUGUCCGGGGCCAGGUGAAGACGGUGCUGAACGUGCUCCACGACUUUGAGAGGAUCCAGGAGUCGGAGCAGUCCUGGCAGAUCGGCGCUUGGCGGAAGGACCAUCCCUGGAGGCGGGAGACAGUGAAGGGUGCCCUCAUGGUGAUGUACAGCUGCGUGGCCUCGUACUGCCACCCGCAGAUGCUUCUAAACGUGGACAACCCCAUCACUGCUAAGAUCAUUCUCCACUACUCCAGCAGCUGCCAGGACAUCCGCCUCAAAAUGGCCUUCAUGAAGAGUGUGGUGCAGGUCACCGACGCCGUCAAGACCAUCAAGGACCUGGAGGACUUCCAAUUUGCCCCAAAGGCGACCCUUACUGCAUUAUCAUGUUCUGCUUUGAUCCAACUGAAGGAGUUCUGGGUGAUCAUCAAGGCAGAACCAACUGACAGACUGGUUUCUCCAGUGCAGACCAUGGCCAUGGAUGCCCUCUCGUACUUGAGCAAACUGAAGCCUUUCUACUCCACAGAGGAAAACAGUGAGCUGGUGGAGACUAGUCUACACUCUGUCAUUUCUCUCCAGCCCCCAGGAGAGAACGAUGAGUCCAUUAAGACCCUGUAUGUGAACGCCCUGUGUGCCCUGGAGCAGCUGAUGGAGGGCCUUGUGCAGAGGCAGCUGGACCCCAAGGGGCUGCAGGAGAUGGUGCACCUCCUGGAAAAGUUGAUCUUGUCGGAGAAAGAAUGGGAGCGGGAGAAGGCGGUCAACCUCCACUUCCAUCUCAUGCACAUCUACGUCCAAAGCGUCGGUGUCUGCAUCCCUCUGCAGCUGGGGCAGUUUGGCACUCUGGUCGGACUCAUCGCCCCAUGCACCUGUGACUCGCACAGAACCCGCCCGGCCUCCAUGGAAGCCCUUUCCAGCCUCCUGGAUCUUCAUGCAAGCCAGACCUGCUCCUCCUGGGGUGCUUCCAAGGAGUUGGAGCUUGUGAAAUGUAAGGCGGAGCUGCAGGGCUCGGACGUGGAGAAGGUUUUCAGCGCGUCUUCCAGAAUCGCCAAGGUGGCGUGCUUGCAGUUUAGCUGCGAUGAGGUGGCCUCGCUCGUCCAGAAGCUCUGUGAGAACGUCGGGGCCAUGAACCUCCAGCAUGACAAGGCCUCCGUCACCUGGAUAGGCACCUUCCUCCAGAUGCGGGCCAAGGAGCUGGAGGACACGGUGGCGGAGAUCCUGGGCGCCAUCCUGGUCCACCUGCUGGUAGCGGAUCACCCGGACGUGCGACACCCCCUCAUCGAGGGCAUCCUGCUGGCGCACUACCACCAGGAGACCGUCCUCACGUCCCUCCUGCCGCAGCCCCUGCCCGUGGAGAGCCACCUGACGGAGGUGUGGCUGACUGUGGCUGAGAACUUGCCCUUUGCCCGGAUGAUGCUACACGUGCUGAUGGGUCGGCUGCAGUCGAGGUUCACGCCCAGGGCCGACGCCACCUCCAAGGCUGACAUCUGGCACCUGGCCGCAGUGGACGCUCUGAUGACCCUGUGCACCAUCCACCUUCUUAUUGAGAAGAUGGACCAGGAUGACAAGCUCCUGGACCUCUUCCCGGACCUCACCUACACCCUCCUGCUGCAGCUCGGCAGCAGCCAGGGGCCAGAGGCCAUGUCGCCCGUCCUGAAGAUGUGGAGACUCGUCCACACGGGGACCCUCCCUGAGGAGAUCAACCUGCAGAGGAUCACGAUCAAAUCCAUGCAGCUUUUGUUCCGGAAACUCAACAGCGAGCCGCUGCCUUGCACCCUGGAAGAGCAGGGCGUGUGGACACUCCUGGAGAGCAGCUCCACAUUCCUGCAGGGAGUGAGCCUGCUGGCCAGGCUGUGCGUGCAGAACGCCGAGGGCUACCGGCAGAGGCUGUGGGAGCUGGUGCUCAGGGGCGUGGCCUCGGAGGCCCUGAGCUAUCGCAUCAGCAGCACGGCGGUCUGCGUGGAGUUCAUGAGUGUCCCGAUCCUGUACCAGGAGAAGCUGCUGAAGCCGGCAGUGCUGAUGCUGGAGAAGGGCGUGGACCAGGACGAGGCCCUGCGGGUGCUUUCCCCACGCGCCCUCGGCAACAUGGCCCUCCGUGCCCCCAAGAAGGUGAGGCAGUACCAGAAGCUUUUACUGGAGAAGUGCCUGUGCCCCCUGAGGGGGCCUGUGAGCACCAGCGUGACCUCCGAGGGCAUGGAGACCCUGGCCAAGGUCCUGGCUGAGCUGCGGGAAGGGGACGUGGGGUCCGACUUCCAUGCCGUCUCCGAGCGGUGCAGAGCCUUCUUUGACCACGAGAGCGAGCUACUGCGUUUAAAAGCCUUCGUCCUCUUCGGGAAGCUGGCAAAGGUGGUCAGGAUUUCCAAGAAGCAUUUCUUCAAAGAGGAAGUGAAGAAAGCCUGGGUCCCCCUCAUGCUGCAGGAUCCCUGCUCCAGUGCAGCCCAGGCCUGUGUGGCUACCAUGUUUCAGUGUGUGCACUUCUGGGGCUGGAAGGCCUUGGAGAGCUCCUCGGACCAAAGUGAUGCCAUUGCCCCCAAGGACAUGACCAGUUUCCAGAUAAUCCUGUGCUCUGUCUUGACUCAGAGAAAGCCUGCCGUUCUCUACAGCUUCUUGCUAGAAACAAUGACGUAUGUUAAAAGUAACUUGUCAAGGAUCAGAAUCGCUGCAUGUAACCUGGCAGGAAUCAUUAUGAAGCAGAUGUCUGCACGUUACCUGAAAAAGCUGGACUUUCCUACAUUAUGGAAUUCUCUCCAGGAGCUACAGCUGGACUCGGAUCCUGGGGUCCGGAGGGCAUCCCUGGAGACUCUCACAAUCUUGGAUACCUGUAGUCAUCACUGGCUUUUGGCUUCACCCUAAGGAAUUUCCUAG
Messenger RNA from Lagenorhynchus albirostris (white-beaked dolphin), 4182 nucleotides. RefSeq names its product maestro heat like repeat family member 2A (gene MROH2A). The record is from RefSeq and is a predicted model, not a curated record. Lineage: Eukaryota; Metazoa; Chordata; Mammalia; Artiodactyla; Delphinidae. Gene Ontology annotation, cellular component: cytoplasm.